This is a messenger RNA of Pisolithus orientalis, 1816 nucleotides long. Its product is annotated as Phophatidylserine decarboxylase-domain-containing protein. Gene Ontology annotation, cellular component: mitochondrion. The record is from RefSeq and is a predicted model, not a curated record. The transcript is spliced from 4 exons. The coding region runs from base 50 to 1468 and encodes 472 amino acids. Gene Ontology annotation, molecular function: phosphatidylserine decarboxylase activity. NCBI's taxonomy places the organism in Eukaryota, Fungi, Basidiomycota, Agaricomycetes, Boletales, Pisolithaceae. Gene Ontology annotation, biological process: phosphatidylethanolamine biosynthetic process.
AGGCUCCUCAACAACUGUUCCCCAUCACAAUAGCUAUACUCCAUUAACCAUGUCCAGAACUACCGUCUGCAGAUGGCUUCCCAAGGACCCAGCAGCCGUUGAAACAUUCGUGAGCGACUUGCUCGUGCGCAGUCGUGUUAUCCAUGGCCGCCACCCUAAAACCCGCACGCGUUUUGCGAAGGCGGGGGAAAGCCUGAAGACGGCGAUAAGCAGAAUCGACAUUAAGCUUGACCUAAACUGCCUGCGAUCACACUAUCGCGUCAUCGCUGACCAGGUGCAAGUUUAUACUGUUCGCGCACUGCACCCUAUAGUACAGGAAUUCCAAGAUUACAUUGAGAGGGAGGGUGUGGUCUACGCUGCAUUCAACGAGAUGUUCGAACAAGCUCCCCCGCCUCAGAACGAGGACCAAGCAAAGAUCGAAGACUAUGUGGACUUGAUGGAGAUGAUCGACACGAACCUGACGACAGCACCCAGUUUUGGUCAGGGUGUGAGUGCUAUGGUGGCGGCCGUUCCCUAUUACGGUAUCAUUUCGCGUUUCUGCAACACUCCCGCGGGCUAUAACGCGUUCACUCACCCCGGAGUCAAUGAGAGAUUCUGCAGGGUGUUCACGGCAUGGCACGAGUACCUUACGUCGUCAGCAUCCACCAAUGUCAUCCACGAUGGAGAUGGCGGUUGGCUCAGUACCGCAGCGCUCAAUGCCAUGGUCCAAAGUGCUGGUGGCACUCCUGAUCAGGAUACGUUUGACAACUUCUUCAUUUGCGACACCAGCGACCCUCACUACGGUUUCAAAUCCUAUGACGAGCUCUUCGUCAGGGAGUUGAAAGCCGUGCACCGUGCCGUGGUCUAUCCCGACAACCCAGCGAUCAUCAACUCUGCAUGCUCGUCUACCGUUCACCAGGUUUACUACAACCUCAAGAGGACGGACAGAUUCUGGAUCAAAAAUACCCCCUACUCCCUCAACCACAUGCUCGCAGAGGACGAUCUUGUUGACACAUUCGCUAUGCUUGGAUCUCUUGACUACCACCGCUGGCGCAGUCCCGUGAACGGUACUGUCGUGAAGACACGCCUCAUUUCUGGGGCGACCCAUCCUAACCCACCGCCCACCUACUACGCUGCCUGCUUAGACGAUGACCAUGAAGAUCUGGACGUCGUUUCCCGCUCGCAGGACUUUGUCUCAAACAUUUCCACACGUGCUUUGAUCUACAUCCAAGCUGAGGAGCCCGUUGGCUUGAUGUGCUUCGUGGGUGUUGGCUUGGGCGAGGUGUCGACCUGUAACGUUGUCGUCAACGAGGGUCAGGAGCUCAAGAAGGGAGAUGAGCUGGGCCAGUUCCACUUUGGAGGAUCUACCCACUGUCUCAUCUUCCGACCUGGCGUGACCGUGACGCCGAUUGACCAGGACGGCCAACCUUUGGAGGGAUCGAAGGUGCGGGUCGGCAAAGAUAUCCUCAUCGCAACAAAGCAGCCUUGAAAUGAUAACUUCGGUCGUGUGUCUGUAUAACCUCAGAUUUAAACAGUGUCAUCGCUCGCGUGUACGAUAGUAAAGUUGAAUUGGUGCCUUGGCGUGUUUGUGUACAAUGUAACAUUUCAGGCGUACGGCAGGAAUUGUUAUCUUUCAGCGUUUCACUUGGUUCAGUAUAAGGUGUCAAUAAAGGUAGAUAAGUUGGACCGGUUCCACUUCCGAGGGUCUACCCGCUGCCUCAUCUGCUGCUCUGGCUUAUGUCGCUGAUCCCUCAGGGCGAGGACGCCACAUUAUUAGUAGGAUUGUAGGUGCGAACCGGCGAACAUAGUUUCUGUCUAAGGUGUUUCCUCCAAGUCA